This is a messenger RNA of Cavenderia fasciculata, 1308 nucleotides long. RefSeq lists its product as uncharacterized. Gene Ontology annotation, molecular function: sequence-specific DNA binding; zinc ion binding. The transcript is spliced from 4 exons. The record is from RefSeq and is a predicted model, not a curated record. Gene Ontology annotation, biological process: regulation of DNA-templated transcription. Lineage: Eukaryota; Evosea; Eumycetozoa; Acytosteliales; Cavenderiaceae. The coding region runs from base 1 to 1308 and encodes 435 amino acids.
AUGAACAGUAGAGCCCUUGGUGACUCUGUACGUAUGGUGUUGACGAAACCUUCUGGAAUGAAACAGAAUACUACUACUAUUACUACCUUCUACUACUACGACUAUAUGGAGUAUCUCAGUUACCUUGGUCAUAGUGAUUUUAAUACGUUAUGGAAAAAUGAAGUCAUCCCACUUGCAAGUUACAUUAACCAGUUCUGCAAAGAAUGUCAAUCACCUUCAACAGAUAGAGUAGAAAAAGCAUGGAAAAUCAAUCAAGAACUUAAUUCAAUUUUAACCAAAAUACUUGGCAGGAUGAAAAGUCAAGAGAUCCCAACAACACAGCACAUUUCGCCGCCAGCCUCACCAAGAUAUCAGAUACCUCAAACUUCAUCACCUAUAUAUAAUACUAUUACUUCUACUACUUCUACUUCUACUACUUCUACUUCUACUUCUACUACUACGCCAUCAUCACCAAAGUACCCUCUACCAACCUCUCCAAAAUAUAUGGCUGAAAAAAGAGUUUUACUUCCAUACCCAACUCCUCCUAGUUCUGAAUUACCUACUCCAUCUCUACCCCUUUCCACCACUGAUCAUACAAAUGCAUUUGGUGGUAGCAGCAGCAGUAUUUGCUCUAGUACUGCUACUUGUAUUGAUUCCUCCUCCUCAUCUAUUAAGAUGAGCAUGUCUUCGUCUUCGUCAUCGAGCUCUACUACUACCAAAAGAAAUCUAAGAGUUUCAUUACCAUCUACACAGUAUGACGAUAUGCAUCAUCAAAAUGUCAGUAGGGCUGUACCACCAGAUAUGCAUGAUCAAUAUUCGGGAGGGCUAGGGUUUAGACCACCCCAAUAUGUUGCUCUAUCUAGUUCCAUGUCCAAUCUCAAUCUUUCACCUAGAAUUACCACCCAACAAAAUGUUCCAAUUACCUCUAGCAUCAACAAUGGCAAGGCUGCAAAGCCUAGAGGUCGACCUAGAAAGAUUAGACCAACGUCGUGUGCAAUUUGCAACUGUACAUCGACGCCCGAGUGGAGAAAAGGAGACAAUGGAGCAAAUCUGUGCAAUGCUUGUGGACUGCAAUACAUGAAGAAAUUACGUACCUAUGGAUCAAAACCAUUCCUCCCGGGUCCACAGGCACCACUUUCUCCUACCUCUUCAUCAUCACCAACUACGGCUUCAGUUCAUAACCUUUUAUCAAACAAUUCGGUAAAAUAUUAUGAAGUUGAAUCUCAAAGUGAUAUUGAUGAAUUAUUAUUUGAUUCUAGUGAAAAUAACAAUAACAACAACAACAAUAAUAACAACUAUUCAUUAAAGAAACAACAACAACAACAAUAA